This is a messenger RNA of Gilbertella persicaria, 1606 nucleotides long. Its product is annotated as kinase-like domain-containing protein. Gene Ontology annotation, molecular function: protein serine/threonine/tyrosine kinase activity; protein serine/threonine kinase activity; ATP binding. Gene Ontology annotation, cellular component: nucleus; spindle; kinetochore. The record is from RefSeq and is a predicted model, not a curated record. Gene Ontology annotation, biological process: peptidyl-serine phosphorylation; meiotic spindle assembly checkpoint signaling; chromosome segregation. Lineage: Eukaryota; Fungi; Mucoromycota; Mucoromycetes; Mucorales; Choanephoraceae. Bases 135 to 1589 code for a protein of 484 amino acids. The transcript has 6 exons.
UUGAGGUAAUCUUAUGAAACAACCAUACACAAUAAUUCACCCUGUCAUAGCUCAAUAGUAGGUUUGGGAGGUCUCCUAGCUAUAAAGAAGAGGAUAUCAAACCAGAAUCAAUACACGACGAUACCAUUGCAAAAAUGGAGCAAGAAGAUAGAAGUAUGAGCUAUUAUGCUUCACCUAUUCGAACAAACGAUCAUCAAGAAAAUACCUAUUCUAGAAAUGUUCGACGAAAGCUUUCUUCACCCAAUGUAACAUCUGCACCUGCUACUUUUAGUAAUUUACAACAAUCACCUAUCCAACGAUCACCUAUCCAACGAUCACCUAUUCAACGAUCACCUAUCCAACGAUCACCUAUUCAACGAUCACCAUCUAUUGGUCUAAGUACGCCUUUAACAGAUGCAGCAUCUUUAUUUCAUGAAGUUUCAACUAAAAAAGAAGGGGAAAGUGAUACUGGAAGUCUUGAACGAAAUGUGUCUCGUCUAAAUAUUGCAGUUGACAACUCAAAGAAAUAUAUACGAUCUACUAUGGUCUAUGAACCCAAUAGGAAAUCAGAUAGCAUGGAAUAUGAACACAAUUCACCACAGAGACAUUCACCUAUACAAAAAAAAGCAGACGAGUUUGCCUUUAAGGCACCAAGAAUCAACAAGCGUGAUCUCAAUGCUUUUUCACGGUACAAACAAAACCAACAAGAAUUACUAUUAAAUCCACCUCGCGAAAAAGAUGUGAUAUGUGUCAAUGGACGUAAUUAUACUAUUAUCAAAGAAAUUGGUAGAGGCGCUUCAGGAAAGGUCUACCAAGUCUUGUGUAAUGAAUAUAACGAGAUAUUUGCACUUAAGUGGAUUGAAAUCAAGAAGCCUGAAGAUAGGCAGAGUAUUAUGGAAGAAAUAGAACUGUUGAAAUCACUGGAUACCAACGAGAACAUUGUAUCUUUACUGGACCACCAUAUUUCAUCGCAUGUUAUUCAUAUGGUGAUGGAAUUGGGUGAAAUGGACUUGGCUAAUUUACUGCAUAAACAAAAGAAAAAAGCUUGGAAUAUCAAUUUUGUACGGUACUAUUGGGAUCAAAUGCUCAAGUGUGUCAAUGCUAUUCAUCAUAGCAAGAUUGUUCAUUCUGAUCUUAAGCCUGCUAAUUUUGUAUUAGUCAAGGGCUAUCUAAAGCUGAUUGAUUUCGGUAUUGCCAAAAGAGUAGCUGAUGAUUCUACUAAAAUCCUUAGGGAUACUCAGGUUGGCACACUGAAUUAUAUGUCACCAGAAGCUUUGAUGGAUAUGAAUGAAGGUCGAACAGAUGCAGAGAGUCUGGUACGAUUAGGCACACCAAGUGAUGUGUGGUCUUUAGGCUGUAUUCUCUAUCAAAUGGUCUAUGGACAAACACCCUUUUAUAAAUUACCUGUGCACCAAAAGAUCAUUCAUAUACCAAACCGUGAUUUUCAGAUUGAAUUCAGUCCUACAAUCCGAUCAGAAGUGAACAACCAAAUCAUUCAACUGCCGCCCAUGUUAAUCAAAUUACUCGAAGGCUGUCUGGACCGUACACCUGCAUUACGGCCAACACUCUAUGAACUUAUGACACAUCCUUUUGUAAAUAAUAGCUGUUAAUGUGUGUAUAAAUAAAA